Aureobasidium subglaciale EXF-2481 is the source of this 2831-nucleotide messenger RNA. RefSeq lists its product as uncharacterized. The transcript has 3 exons. The record is from RefSeq and is a predicted model, not a curated record. Gene Ontology annotation, biological process: copper ion import; iron ion transport; intracellular iron ion homeostasis. Gene Ontology annotation, molecular function: ferric-chelate reductase activity. Gene Ontology annotation, cellular component: plasma membrane. Lineage: Eukaryota; Fungi; Ascomycota; Dothideomycetes; Dothideales; Saccotheciaceae. The coding region runs from base 494 to 2776 and encodes 760 amino acids.
AGACCGUCGAUGAGAGCCCACAAAUUGUGCCGAUGAAGAGAAUUGAUGACAAGCUACCAAUGACCUGGCGCUAGGCUGUAGAUGUUCACAUCACUGGGACGCUCUCGCGACCUAUGGGUGGCAGUACUCGGCUGGUCAGCAAAAAGGCUUGGCUACAGCCAUUCCGCUGCGUCGUUUCAUCCACGCGAACGCCAUUUCCGGAAACUUGCUCAAUAUCACUCGAAACGUGCAUUUCGCUCCCAUGAGGACGCUCGGCUCCACGCAUGCGCUCCACAUGGCAUACAUGUAGCACAAUCUAGUUGUUCCGAUAUGGCAAUGGCGACAAUGGUCUCUUCAACAACUUGCUCAAAUGUCCUCUCAACAUGCAAACAGUCAUGUCCGAUCCGAAACUCUCAUAAGAAAGGAGGGGUGAGUAGCUUGUAGGCGACAAUAUAGAAGGGCCACGGUCGUAGCCGUCGAUGUGCAUUGAUUUGUUGGUUGCCAGCUCGUCAACAUGAGGACCUCCACUGUACUUGGUAUCAGUCUGCCAUUACUUUCAUUCAGCCUCGUCGCCGCGGAAACUCAGUAUGGGGUACUUGGCUUUGGUAUACCGAUGUAUCAACCAUUGUGUUGCUACUCUUGUCAUGAUUCGCUCUCCUCUCUCUACCUCAAUUGUACGACAUUUUCGACAAUGGACAUGCAUAGCGGUAUGGAGAUGAAGCUGAAAAAACGCAUGGACAUGGGAGGCGAGUCAAUGGCGACGACGAGUGAUGCUUGCUACGCUGGAAAUCAGGCUUGGCUCGAGACCUUCGCCAAUUGCGUCCAUGACAAGUGCUCCGAACAUGGCGUUAGCGAAAGCAGACAAAGCCAAUGCUUCGCCAAACUAGCUGCCAAUGGACAGCAUGUCCCGACAUUGAGUGCUUCUUUGCCGGCGAAUACUCCAAAUGUCGAGCUGGACCCGAAGGCCGUCUGGCUGAACCUGACAAGCCUGGUCAAUGCAGAGACGUAUCUGGCCAACUACGUGACGAUGAAAGAGUUCGUAUCAUCUGAGCAUCGACACACCCGCUACUCACUUAUAAGCAUACUCUUCGUCGUUGGCACUUGCUUUGUCGUUGGAACUUGGAAGUCCCACUUUGCUUCAAGGGUUGCCUCCAGCAGCAUGUACAUGAAGCUCGGUCAGCACUUGUUUGUGCCUGCAGCAUUCAACAGCAGACAUCUGUCGCCGUUACCUUACCGCGUCGGUUAUCUGCCCAAACGUGCCCUUUCAUUGUUCAUCGCCGCAUACGUCAUCCUCAACAUCAUCUUCUCGGCGGUCUCUUUUCAUCAUGUAACCCCGAACGCCUGGUAUGCCGACCGGCGACAUGAGAUCGCAGCAUAUGUCUCCAACCGCACAGGCGUUCUGAGCUUCGCGAAUCUGGCUUUGGCAAUCCUCUUCUCUGGCCGAAACAAUCUGCUCAUGGCAGUCACUGGCUGGAGUCAGAGUACAAUGCUAGCCAUCCAUCGCUGGGCGUCUAGGGUCGCUACCCUGCAAGCCAUCGUUCACUCGAUCAUCUAUACUAUCACCUACUUCUGGACUGGAGGGUCGGCAGCGUAUAAGGUCGAGGCAGCUAUGCCUUACUACUGGUGGGGAAUCAUCGCCACCGUUGUGCUAUGCCUUACAGUAGGCUUUGCAGUGCUUCCCAUUCGCAUCCGGUCGUAUGAGAUCUUCCUCAUCACGCACAUCGCUUUUGCUAUCCUUGCGCUGAUCGGCUGUUGGUAUCACAUCGACUUACGAUUUGGAGACAAGUGGGGCUACAAGGUCUGGUUGUACAUCGCUUUCGCUUUCUGGGGCUUUGACAGAAUGAUGCGUUUCGUCCGUCUGAUGUACUACAACUACUUCGGGAGUCCCAUCGCUGUUAUCAAGCUGAUCCCGCAUACCGAUGUCUUGCAGAUGACCAUCUUCCCCAAGAAGGCUUGGAAUGUCCGACCUGGUCAACACUCGUUCCUCUAUUUUCCGAUGCUUGGAAAGCCUUGGGAGAAUCAUCCUUUCACUAUUGCAUCAUGGGGCAGUCCGAAUGCUCAUGACGAUGUGCCAACCGCAGUGAGAGCUUCAAAGACCAAGGAAGCAGAAAUCACAGAUGUUGAAGUCAACAGCUCAUCAGCCUCUCAGACUAGCGAUGAGUCACGUCAUCCUGAUCAAAUGGUGUGUCUCAUGCGCGCCAGGAAAGGCAUGACUGAUUCGCUCCUGCGCAAUUUGAAAGAGUCAGGGGCAAAUUCGUUGCCAAUCUCCAUCCUCACUGAGGGACUAUAUGGCGGUCAUCGCGCAUCCUUGCUGCCGCUCAAGACUGCAGACACUAUUAUCUGUAUUGCUGGCGGUAUUGGUAUCACUAGCUCAAUGAGCUUUCUGCAACAAUAUGUGAACGAGGCACGAAGCACUGAGACUUCUUCCAAGGUUUUUAUGGGCUGCGCGACUAGUUUCGUACUUGCUUGGUCGGCCAGAGAAGAAUCAUUGCUUCAACACGUCUCUACGUCGCUUCUGCCGGACUCCGGCAUUGUACGAAACAGGCACAUUGAGUACCGUUUCUGGUGUACGGGAGAAAGCGGCAGUCAAGACAAGGGCCUCGAGCAAGGAAGUGAUCUGCAAAGAGGCCGGAUGAAUGUUGAGAGCGUGGUGAGGUCGGUAGCAGAGAAAGGUAGAAGGGUAAUUGUCGUGACCUGUGCACCAGGUACCAUGUCUGACGAAGUAAGGGCCGCCGUCGUAGGAUGCUUGAGAGAUGGUAUGCCUGUCGAUCUCAUUGAAGAGGCGUUCGCGUGGUAGUCAGAUGCUCAGAGCUUGGACAGUUUCUCCUUUCUGAUUAGAUGUUUAAAGCCAA